Talaromyces marneffei is the source of this 1656-nucleotide messenger RNA. RefSeq lists its product as uncharacterized. The record is from RefSeq and is a predicted model, not a curated record. Gene Ontology annotation, biological process: transmembrane transport. The transcript is spliced from 7 exons. Bases 1 to 1656 code for a protein of 551 amino acids. Lineage: Eukaryota; Fungi; Ascomycota; Eurotiomycetes; Eurotiales; Trichocomaceae. Gene Ontology annotation, molecular function: transmembrane transporter activity.
AUGGAAUCAGACGAAAAUCCCGAAGCGGCGCCUUCAGAGAAACCCAAUCUACAAGGAUGGCGCCUCUACCUCGUCCACGCCAGUCUAUACCUAGGCCUUGUGCUAAGUAUAAUGGACUCAUCGGCCGUCUCCACAGCACUCGUCACAAUCGGCGCUCAUUUCGAUGAUUUUGUACAUAUUCAAUGGGUUGUGUUGUCUUAUAUGUUGACUUAUCUUGGAUUCGCUCUGGCGUUCUCGAGGAUAAGUGAUGUUAUUGGCAGGAAGUGGGCCACUAUCGCUGCCCUAUCAUUCAUUACAACAUUCUCAAUAGGCUGCGGCUGCGCGCAAACAAUCCAACAACUAAUCGUAUUCCGGGCUUUGCAAGGUAUCGGUGGCGCCGGGUUGUAUUCCAUGGCUUUUAUAGUUUUGCCAGAGGUUACACCUCCUGAGAAGCUUGGGAUUAUGAGUGGAUUGAUUGGUGGUGUGACUGUUGUAUCUGCUGUCUUAGGCCCUGUGGUCGGCGGCAUAAUAACAACCUAUUCCACCUGGCGCUGGGUUUUUUGGUUUAACAUCCCCAUCGGCGGCACCAUCCUGGUUUUCCUUCUUCUCUUUUGCCCGGAUUUUAAAUACCGAGGACGCAUUACCUGGAAGCAAUUUGACUUCUUCGGCUGCUUGAUAUAUCUCGCUUCAUGCACACUCUUAAUCACAGCUUUACAAGAAGGUGGCAGCGGAUCUAUAUCUUGGACCUCAGCUGCAUUCAUUAUCUGUGUGAUCCUUGCAGGGGUGAUAUUCACUUGUUUUGCGGCUUGGAUUGCGUAUCUAUCGAGACGGAAGCAUUCGGUUAUGCCUUUAUUUCCGAUGAGGAUUGUGACGCAUCGGAUUAUGUUGUCGACUAUACUAGUUUCGACGUGCGUUGGAUUCGUCUUUUACUCGAUCCUGGUCCAACUCCCAGAGCGGUUUCAAAUAGUCAAUGGAAAAUCUGCAGAGAUAGCUGGCGUGUCGCUUAUAGCUCUAUCAGGGCCUUCAGCAUUCGGUUCCUUCCUUGGUGGCGCCUUAUCCGUCAAAAGAAACAACACAUUCUACACUCUCCUCGCUGGCUGUAGUUUUGUUAUCCUAGGCACCGGCUUAAUGCGCACAAUCGACUCUAGCCCUUCAGUCCCAGCCAAAGUCUACGGUUUCGAGGUUCUAAUGGGGUUUGGGUUUGGAAUGCUAUUCUCCACGACUACAGUGUUGAUAAAAUUUCAUGCGGAUCAGGGCGACUCUGCAGCAGCACAAGGCUUAAUGUCCCAAGCCCGCCUUUUAGGCGGCAACAUCGGCCUCGCGAUCGCCACUAUUGUGUUGAAUCAACGCCUCAUUUCUGACUUAAAGGGGGUUGUGCCUGCGAGUGAGAUUGAUAGUCUGCGGCAUUCUUUGCUUGCCAUCUCGCUACUUACGCCCCAGCAGUCUGAGAUUGUGAGAAGAUCAUUUGCAGGCGCGUUUGUGACACAGUUAGAUAUCAAUCUGGGGGUUGCUGGGUUGAUGUUGUUGGUUGCACUGGGGACGUGGGAGAGACGGCCGACUACGUUGAAGGACGUGAUGGAGCGGGUGAGAAAAGAAGAGGAGGAACAGAGAAGUACGCAAGAAACUACAGAGUCUCAAUUUGUGAAGGCUACUACUGGCAGUGAUGAAAAUAUAUAA